GAUGUACCCUGCAUGUAUAACGCCGUUUGUAAUUAUUAAUUAGCUAAGCUAGUAUCUGCGGUCUGAGCAUUGUUUUUGCAGUAAAAUCAAGUUAAAAAGACGUAUGUAAACGUACUGAAAACUUUUUCUGAUCUCUUUGCAUAGAUUGUAACCAUAAACAGUACACAAUUGGAUAGAUUUUAGCUAUUAACAGUAUACAAUUGGAUUUUUUAUCACAGUGAGAAAUUUCCUAAUACAGUCAGUCCGAAGGUUAACUAGAGUUCAGACGAAUAUUACACAGCGGGCAUUGUGUUCAUCAAAAGAAAAUAGAAUGGAUACCAAAGGAAAUGUCGAGAACACGUCUGAUCAGCCUUUAAGCCCAGAACAAUAUGCAGAGUUUAAAGAAGACUAUGGCACUACGGAGAUUCCAAUAUCACAGCAACCUAUCAGAGCAAAAGACAAUCGAGACAAGAAGAAGAAUAUCGGGGCUGUUCGAAUGGCAGGUUUUUUAUUUUGGCUAAACUUUGCCGGCGUACUGUUGUUGCUUGUUGGGUUUGUUGCGCCUGGUUGGCUCACAGCUAAGACUGACCAGAAAUUGUAUAGAAACUCAUACUCAUAUGAUAGUGGAACUCCUUUACAUUUAUACAAUGUGUACCAGGACUAUGCUCUAUGGUAUAUCACCCAGUGUUAUGAGCACGACGGCAGGAACACUGUGUGUGAAACGAUGACGUACCGAACGAUUGACGAUGUUUAUGGAGAAGAAAAAAGCGAUUAUGAGAAAAUUGAAAUUGGGGAAAUGGAAAAAGUUGGAGACGACCGGUUCAUGUUUCACGGUGCGGGAUUAGUUUUCAGCUAUUCGGAGGUUGUUCGUGUGGAGACACUCUACACAAUUGGACUGUUGAUUGCACUGUUUACACUUUACAAAUUCUACCAGUUUCGUGCCGGUGUGACGGACGGCAAACGUACCAUUCUUAGCAAGUUAAAAUGGGCUUUGCUGUUAAUUCUGACAGUUCUCUCUGUUGUACUGGUGUUGGUUCCAGUGUUUAUGUUUGUCUUAGUACGCGGGAAACUUGAAAAGGAUUAUCAUUCGGAUGUAUACACCCCGUUUGGUUCAGUGUUUGCGGGUAUUGGAGGAGGGAUAAUGGCAUUGGUCCCCAUUUCUAUAUUCAUGCAACUGGUAUGUUGCAGAAACACGGAUGAGUACAUCUGCAGUUGCACGGAUGAGUCUGACGUGGUUGUCGCAGUGGAAGAUGACUAGGCUUUGAAAAGUGUGACGGACGAACUUUCAACUAGGCGGGCAUAUUACAACAACUCUUGGUCAUCAGCUUUUCAGCAACUGACAUGUGAAACAAGCAUUCUUGAAUUUUCAGUUAUUUCCAUGUUAAACAACCGCCUUCGAAUGUUUAAUAACUUACAUGUGAAAGAAGCGCACUUGUUUUAGAAAAAAAAAAAACAGCAGCUAAUUCCCAUAGAGCAAAUGAAAUUUAGUCUCACAGCAAAACUAGAGGAUUGUUGCAAAGAAUCCUUGAAAUUCCUGAGGGUGACUUUUUUUUGUAAUUCACAAAAAAUCAUGUGUUAUGUUCUUUGAUCCUGUUUCAUUUCUUCCUAUCAGUCCAAAGUUGAGGUCCAUAAUUAGGUGAGACAGACUUACUUUCAUAUUUAGCACUGAUCGUAAAAUUCAUGUACAAUUAAAAUAGUUAUGUGCGUUUAAUAAGCCGGAAGUAUUGCGUAGCGUCAAUAACGUAAUAACGUAGAAUAAAACCUGGACUCGGCAUACGGAAAUAAAAUUUAUUUCAUGAUGUAAUUGUCAGUUUACUAAAAGGGCAACGUUACUGUCCAUGUAAAUAUAUAAUUGUUAUUAAAACCUUUGGUACGUUAAAUCAUUUCAAAUAAUGUCUUUAAGUAAAUUUAAUGUUUGCGGAUGUCGUUAAUCAUGAGCAGAUAUCUCGUUUAUUUGCCUGUUUUUUAAGUAUAUUCUGAAAAUUUGUAAAAUCAGGAUUUAACCAAAUUCUACAUUGUAGAAAAUUGUAUGAAUCGAACGUGCAGAACUACCUUUCGCAGCAAAAUUGUUACUAUGCAAAUUUACCUUGAAAGGCCAUUUAGUCUAGUCAUUUGCAACUCUGUUUGCCGAUAUGCAGUUUAUGGACUAGGUCAUACAUCACACAGUUUAUGGACUAGGUCAUACAUCAAACAGUUUUUGGACUAGGUCAUACAUCAGACCGUUUAUGGACUAGGUCAUACAUCAGACGGUUUAUGGACUAGGUCAUACAUCAGACGGUUUAUGGACUAGGUCAUACAUCAAACAGUUUAUGGACUAGGUCAUACAUCAGACAGUUUAUGGACUAGGUCAUACAUCAGACAGUUUACAUCAAACAGUUUAUGGACAAGUUCAUACAUCAAACGGUUUAUGGACUAGGUCAUGCAUCAAACAGUUUAUGGACUAGGUCAUACAUCACACGGUUUAUGGACUAGGUCAUACAUCAAACGGUUUAUGGACUAGAUCAUACAUCAAACGGUUUAUGGACUAGGUCGGAUUAGGUCAUACAUCAAACGGUUUAUGGACUAGGUCAUACAUCAAACAGUUUAUGGACUAGGUCAUACAUCAAACGGUUUGGUUUAAUUUCAAGGCCGUAAACUGGCAUACUAUUAUCUUUGAAUUGAAGAGGAAUGGUGCUUCUAAGGUAGUUUAGUUUUAAAAACUAAUUUACUCAUAAAUAGCAAUUAAGAGUCACAUAAACACACGACUGUUUCUUCUUUUGAUGGUGGAGGAAAGUCUCAUUUUCCAGUCUACAGGACAUUAUUUUAGUCUGGAACUUCUCACGUCGCUUCUUGGAUACUUUGUCAGUGUUCAUAGUUUGACUGUAUUUCUAAGCCUUACGUAUGCCCAAGUCGAAAAUAUCUAUCAAUUAAGAGUCACAUAAACACACGACUGUUUCUUCUUUUGAUGGUGGAGGAAAGUCUCAUUUUCCAGUCUACAGGACAUUAUUUUAGUCUGGAACUUCUCACGUCGCUUCUUGGAUACUUUGUCAGUGUUCAUAGUUUGACUGUAUUUCUAAGCCUUACGUAUGCCCAAGUCGAAAAUAUCUAUCGUAUACAAUGCCAGGAACCGUGCUAUUUAGCAUAACAGACCGUAAAUCCUUGAAAAUGACAGCUCUUUUGGGUAUGACGUCAUUGCACGGGCUUAAUAGCUGAUAAUUAGUUUUUUUGAAAAGUGGAAACGGUUAGAAAAUUAACCUCUCAUACCAGUUAUAUAUGAGUUUGAUAGUUUUUGUUGCUUACGUACAUCAGAAGGCCUUACCCAUUUGAAAAUAGUAUAGAAAUAACGACUUUAUUUACAUUAUCUUAAUUUUUGCAUUUGAACUCUUUUGACAUUACUUGAAACUUCAUUUGUGGUUGUUUACGUUAAGCUCAGGAAGCAGAGUGAUGCACUGCCUUAACAAGUUGUCUUGUUGACAUAACUGAGCGCCGCUGUUUGAAAAUUGCGACCAGUAUGGACCUAGAUAGGCCUACGCAUUCAUGUUGUCUGAUCAGGACCAGUAUACUGUUCGUUCAUCAGUUGCAUACAAGAAACGAUCAGCAUGGAUAAAAGAAUGUGUGCACACUGAUCUUGAUCAAUGCAUGCUAGUGUCGAAGUGCUGACGUAGGUUUUGACACAGCAGCGCACAUAUUUUCUUUAAGUGUUGUGCCUUCUGAAAUAUUCAGUGACAUUGAUAUAUAUAUUUCAUAUUUACUAUCUUACAGUUUUAUAAAUAAUGUAUUGUUUUCUAGUCAUUUUAUCUUUAUGACUUAGUUUAUUUGUUAUGUAGUCGAGUUAUACAUUCGUAGUAUGUUGUAACAUGUUUUCGUACUCCUCUGGUAUACAAAUUCGAAGUUUAUCGGGAAGCUGCUUUUAAAGUUAAAUGCAAGAAAGUUUGUGCAAUUAAUAUUAUAAUCUUGUUUGAAAAGGAAUAUGAUGUAAAUAUCAGAAAUGAAACCUCUUUUGGUGUUCAUGCGACAUGAACGAAAGAAUAGGAUCAGUUUUUGCUGUUGUUUUUGUUGUUAUUGUUAUUCUUGUUGUCUUUUUCAAGCAUAAAUUUAAACCAGCAGCUUGUGAUGGGCCAGCUGAAUACUUUCCUUGAUACAAAAACAACUGUAUUCUCGCAGUUACAACACUUGUAAUUAGAUUACAUUUACGUACAUGUGCAUGAUACAGUAAACAUUUUAUCAGAAAUAAAUUGCUGUUUUAAGAAUA
This is a messenger RNA of Mercenaria mercenaria, 4210 nucleotides long. RefSeq lists its product as uncharacterized. The transcript has 4 exons. The record is from RefSeq and is a predicted model, not a curated record. NCBI's taxonomy places the organism in Eukaryota, Metazoa, Mollusca, Bivalvia, Venerida, Veneridae. Bases 311 to 1237 code for a protein of 308 amino acids.